Messenger RNA from Nematostella vectensis (starlet sea anemone), 3009 nucleotides. Its product is annotated as peroxisomal carnitine O-octanoyltransferase. Lineage: Eukaryota; Metazoa; Cnidaria; Anthozoa; Actiniaria; Edwardsiidae. The record is from RefSeq and is a predicted model, not a curated record. The transcript is spliced from 19 exons. Gene Ontology annotation, cellular component: peroxisome. Bases 134 to 2065 code for a protein of 643 amino acids. Gene Ontology annotation, molecular function: carnitine O-octanoyltransferase activity.
GAUAGCAUUUUUUUGUUUUGGAAGGCAUUUUAAAAAGGGUUUAAAAUUCAAUAUAAAAAAAUUCGUGACAUUUACCCCCUCCCCUCUCCUCUUAUAAGUCGACCCUGGUCCAAAGUCAAAGAGAAAGCGAGCGAUGUUUCGUGGCAUCCUGCUAACAUCCUCGUCGACAAGGUCUGCUGUGCUAUUAUGGAGCGAGUGGGCCCAGAAAUUCAUUAGAGCAAGAUCCUGUGUAAAUCUGGUACACUUGAAAAAGAUGUCAUCAAAACAAGAGACAACUUUUAUGUACCAGGAACAUCUCCCUAGUCUCCCUGUUCAAACAUUAGAACACACUUGCGGAAAAUACCUAGAAUCUGUGAAGCAUCUUUUGACUGAUGAGGAGUACAUGCAAACAGAGUUUGUUGUCAAUGAGUUCCAGUCUGGAAUUGGGAAGAAACUUCAACAAAAACUUGAGAAGCGAGGAAAAGAACAUAGAAAUUGGCUAUCUCAAUGGUGGGAAGAAGAGGCAUAUUUAAGACCACGUAGCCCAGUAGCUCCGCUUGUUAAUAUUGGAGGCCCAUUUAUGAUGCAAGAGGAUGUAUGGCCUCCAGCAGAGGGAACACUUUUGAAAAGAGCAGCAUUUGUUAUCUUUGCAUUACUGGACACAUGGCAAAAAAUCUACAGACAGCAGUUAAAAAUUGGCAAAAUGGGGAACAAGCCAUUAUGCAUGAGUCAGUACCUCAGACUGUUCUCAGAGUGCCGUAUUCCAGGCAAGGACCUUGACUCCCUCAAGGCUCAUUUCUGUCUUGCUCCAGAGAAACCCCCUCGCCACAUUAUGGUCCAAACAAAUGGACGAAUCUUUACAUGUUAUGUCCUUGAUGAGAACUAUGAGCCUCUCACCCCUCCAGAUAUUGAAAGACAACUAGAGGCUGUUGUUAAAAUGGCUAAAUCCAGACCUCUGGGGCCGUGCAUCGGCGCUUUGACGGCAGAAGAUAGGACCACAUGGUACCAGUCACGGAAUUUGCUGAUAGCAUUGGAUGGAAAGAAUGGUGAAUAUUUACAUGCCAUAGAGACAGCAAUGGUGAAUUUAGUUCUAGACUAUGAAUGUGAAGGCAAAGACUAUCAAGAGGUAACACACAAUUCCAUACUUGGAGACUGUAGAAAUCGUUGGUUUGACAAAUCCAUCACUGUUAUUGGGUGCAAGAUGGGAACAUUUGCCACAAACUGUGAUCACUCACCAUUCGACGGGAUUGUAGAAAUCAGUACGAUGAUAGAUGCUUCCGUUAUGAUCAGAAAAUUCAAUGGGGAAUGGCAGGGACGUCAGCAUAUAGGAAAUGUGACCCCCCCAUCUGAGUUAGACUUUGUUGUUGAUGACCAGAUGUUGAAAUGUGUAAAAACAGCGGUUGACAAAUACCAAAAAGAGGCGGACCGAAUAAUAAUCAUAGACACUAAAACAACAAUGUUUGGCAAGAACCACAUCAAGAGACUCGGUGUCCAUCCUGAUACAUUCUGCCAACUCGCGAUACAGCUCACCUACUACCGCAUGCAUAAUAAGCCCGGCACUGCAUACGAGACGGCACAAACUCGGCAGUUCUACCAUGGACGAACAGAUACGGUUCGCUCGUGUACCGCUGAGGCCGUGGAAUGGUGCAAGGCCAUGGUUAGUCCGCAUAAUGUGUCCGAAAAAGCUCUUUUGCUGAAAAAGGCAGCGGACAAGCAUAACAAACUGAUGAUGGAAGCAACAAAUGGGCAAGGAAUCGAUCGCCAUUUGAUGGGCUUGGCAGUAAUCGCCGCAAAGGAAGGUAUACCAACACCAAAUAUCUUCACGGACAAGGCAUGGAAGGCCAGUGGUGGAGGAGCUAAUUUCAAACUCUCGACAAGCUGUACUGGAUUCUGGUCAACUCACGGGGGCUGUGCUCCCAUGGUGCAUGAUGGGUAUGGCUUCUUUUACUCCAUCGAGGAAGAAGAAAUCUACAUUAUACUGUCGGCGUUUAAGGAUUCUACGGUCACAGAUGCCCCUCGCUUCGAGAAAGAAUUCACCCGCUCGCUGAUUGAGAUGAGUGAAGUGCUUCAGUCAGCCAAGCUAUGAUAUCAAAGAUUCCGUUCUUCUGCAGUUCUGUAAACUAAGCUAUGAUAUCAAGGAUUCAGUUCUUCUGUAAACUAAGCUAUGAUAUCAAAGAUUCAUUUCUUCUGUAAACUAAGCUACGGUAUCAAGGAUUCAGUUCUUCUGUAAACUAAGCUAUGAUAUCAAAGAUUCAUUUCUUCUGUAAACUAAGCUAUGAUAUCAAGGAUUCAGAUUAGCGAUUUCUUUCACGCCGCUUCGAGACCGUUGUGUUGUUUAGAAAGAAAGCCUCGGCCAACACCAAUUCAAUACGAAAAUUUCGCUCUUAUUCCUUUAAUACAUCACGAACCCCUACGAAACUAGCACCAAAUUAAUCCCUGGAAUACGUAGAUUAAUGAUCGUGUAGUUAUUUUUGUGCGAUUUCAAUGAUGCAAGUAAAUAUUUUAAAUUUUUUAAAUUUUAAAAAAUUUAUGAAAGUAAUAUAAAAAAUAUGUUGUUGAAGAAAUCGUCUUAUAUAACAGGAAUAACAGUUAAACGUUUUUAUAUAUGAAACACUUAUGCUACGAGGCUACUUUUUUGUUAUAACUAUGUGUGGACGAAUUGACUAUUUUUGUGGACGAGUUGACUCUACUUUUAGACGAGUUUACUCAACUUGUGGACGAAUUGGUUUUUGGACGAAUUGACUGCAUACUAACCUAUGACUACGCAUAGUAAAGGUAGAUAUAGUGAUGGUUGGUGGCGUGACGGUGAAUAUCGUAAUGGUGAAUACUAGGUGGAUGGCGUGACGAGGAAUGUCGCGAAGGUUUGGUGAUGUGCAGUGAACACUCUUCUUUUAUUUCCUUCUUUUUUUAAUAGAUAUUUUGAUUUAUGUAUUGAUUGAAUAAUCAAAAGUUUCUGUAAUUUUAUUUAAGUAAUUCAGGUAUAUUUUAAUCAAAAUUACUAAAAUUAAUAAAAACAGCUUGAAUAAGGUA